Messenger RNA from Phlebotomus argentipes, 1141 nucleotides. RefSeq names its product THO complex subunit 6 (gene thoc6). The coding region runs from base 105 to 1118 and encodes 337 amino acids. Gene Ontology annotation, biological process: mRNA export from nucleus. The transcript has 3 exons. The record is from RefSeq and is a predicted model, not a curated record. Gene Ontology annotation, molecular function: protein binding. Gene Ontology annotation, cellular component: transcription export complex; THO complex. Lineage: Eukaryota; Metazoa; Arthropoda; Insecta; Diptera; Psychodidae.
CGCAUUGUGGAGCUGUCAACAGCCGGGCAGUUUGUUUACAUCUCGCGGAAACCGCGGAAAUACAGUGUUUUUUGUGUGAAAAGCCGGAAAACCCCACUCUAAUCAUGGUUAUUGAGAAGCGCAAAAAACUCUACAAUACGGUUUUAUCGCAAACCUUCUCAUCUUGUGGGAACUUCCUGUUUGCCGGAAACAAUUUUGGUGACGUCUUUGUUUACAGUAUUCCAGAUAUUGCGGAAGUGCCGAGCGAUGAGGAGAUUAUCAGCAAAACUGCACCAUCUCUGGAACCCAUCCAAGUGUUCAGCGUGAUAGAUUCGGGUCACAUUGAGAGCUUGGCAUUCCACAAAAACUUCCUUAUUGUGGGACUUCCGGGAGAGUUGCGAGGCUACCAAUGGUGCAAUGAGAGCAAGAGAAUCAAGAAGCAACUGUGGGAAGUUCGUGUGCCGACUGGGAGUGAGUCGAUGGAAGCUGUGGAUGUGAAUGCACUCUGGUUAAAUGAUGAGAACGAUGAGAUUUACCUUGGAUGUGGAGACUCGAAGAUUCUGGGGCUGAAUCUUGACAAUGGACAGUUCUUCAGGACUUUCACUGGCCACAAGGACUAUAUACACUGUCUCCAGGGACUGGACAAUCGCUUAUACUCAGCUUCUGAGGACGGAAGCAUAAAAUUCUGGGAUGUGAGGCAGAAGAAAUCUACAGGCUUAGUAGAGCCUUACAAGAACCACGAACUCUUUCGGCCGCAGAUGGGAAAAUGGCUGGGAAGCGUUGCCUGUUCUGAAAACUUCUUCGUUUGCGGCGGAGGACCAAAAGCUUCUCUGUGGCAUACACGGACGAAUGAAUGCACCACAGUUUUCCCCUUCUCGGGAGCACUUCACGUCUCCGGCUUCAUUGACGAUACCGUUCUUCUGGCUGGCCAAAGCUCCAAUGUCGUUCAGUACAGCCUCAAUGGUGAUCUCUCAGCUGAAAUCCCAGUUUCCUCGCCUGCAACUUACUCAGUCAUCUGGCAAACGACUCCGACGAAGCUGAUGUCCAUCGCUGGUGCCCAGAAUGAGAUCGAUAUCUGCCUAAACUUCAACUACAAGGACAUCGUGCUUAAGUUGUACGCCAAAGACGCCAGCGAGUGACAAGGCGACUGAAUUUGAUGGGU